Solanum dulcamara is the source of this 1285-nucleotide messenger RNA. RefSeq lists its product as uncharacterized. NCBI's taxonomy places the organism in Eukaryota, Viridiplantae, Streptophyta, Magnoliopsida, Solanales, Solanaceae. The coding region runs from base 182 to 904 and encodes 240 amino acids. The transcript has 2 exons. The record is from RefSeq and is a predicted model, not a curated record.
GUAGAGCCGGCCUGUUUGAUAAAUGACCCUUCGGAUACAUCAAACCAGAGAGAAUAUUUCUCUAAGCAAAUUAUUGAAGACCACAGUACCUUUCUGACGUUCACAACUAGAAAUCUAAUUCACCUUGAGAUGUCCGUGCUCGAGUUCAUUAACAGAAAGGGUUGAUCAGUGCUAGAUAUAUAUGAAGCUAUUGCGGCUACUCAAGAAAUACUACUGUUCCAUCUUCAAGAAGAAGAAGAAGAAGCAGAUGGCGAAUGUUGAGAAAGUUGUUGGUGUGAAGAAAGUGAGGCAAAAAGAUCCAGAUGGAUGGGAUCUGAGCAUGCCACUCCCAGGGGACAUCAUAGAAGGUAUUGCUGAAUUAGCUGCUGAUGAUGACUCCUUUAUUCAGGCCAAAGCAUGGUCAGAGUUAACCUUAUUUCUUGGUAAAAUUGCUGGACAUUUUGUUUGGUUCAAGGUUAGAAGGGGAGAGAGUACACUUAAACUCAGAGGAUAUGUCUUAGUUGAACGACGUUCCAAUCUCCAGAAAAGGUUUGUCGUUAGAGCAGCAUCUGAUGAGAGACAUCUUGCUGUUAUAGCAGAAUUAACUUUCGAACGUUGCACUGAACUCCAGGAAAUGAGCAGAAGAAUGGUCAAUUCGGGAUCACGGGGGUAUAACCAAAUGGGAUUACAAUAUGACUGGAAGAUGAAGGUGGGAACUUAUCUACCAGAUUCUCGUUCUACAGUUGUAUGCUCCAUAGUUUUUAUGCCUCUGACAAGAGAGUAUAGAGUAGAAGCCACAUUAGUUCGUACCAUGGCCUGGUUUUCAGCAGCAGUAUCUUCAGGAAUCCCUCUUGUAUUCAUUAACAUUCAAACCGAGCAAAUCAACAAUUUGGUAUUCCUCUCUACCUUUUCUGGUCGAGUUUAAUUUCUAUACAUUGAUAGUGUAAAAUAAUUCUUUACAACAUUAAAUCACCUAAAAUCACUACAAAUAACUGUACAAAAUAAGGGGAUUACUAACCUGGAUAACAGAUGGAAAAUUCUUUAAGCUGUCAGUGUAUAUAACUAAAUGAGUUCACCCAAACAAAAAGUUGCAUCGUCAACUAAUCUUUUCGUUCUUCUUCAUGCUUUUUGUGUAAAGGAGAAGAGAAACACUAGUGGAAAAGAUCUCACUUGGAGUAGGCAACUAGAUGGCUAUGUUGGUAACCAAUCCGCACAAGGUGUAAGGCUAUGGUAUCUACCAGGAAUUGCAGAGGUUCCACUUGAAUUAACACCUGAACCAACAGAAGCAAGAUUUGGAAUAGACAUU